Molecule: messenger RNA, 735 nt
Organism: Phragmites australis (common reed)
Lineage: Eukaryota; Viridiplantae; Streptophyta; Magnoliopsida; Poales; Poaceae
Product: mitochondrial pyruvate carrier 1
Exons: 5
Coding region: 205-495 (96 amino acids)
Biological process (GO): pyruvate import into mitochondria
Cellular component (GO): mitochondrial inner membrane
Source: RefSeq, a predicted model, not a curated record
GGCUAAAAAAACUCGCGAGCCCAGCCCAAGCCCAUUUCUUCCCCGGAAUAGUCCCCACCCGCUCCUUAUUCCCCUCUCUUCCCAGUCUUCGUCAACCCCUCGCCGCCGGCCGAAGUCGACGACGACCAGCGACGAGCUACCCCUCGCACUCCACCGCUGGCCGCAAUCUCCCUGCGUUGCGGUGAAUCUCUGGAGAUAUUCGCCAUGUCGACGGCGCUCAAGGCUUUCCUGAACAGCCCCGUCGGCCCCAAGACCACUCACUUCUGGGGUCCCGUUGCAAACUGGGGUUUUGUCCUUGCGGGUUUGGUUGACAUGAACAAACCUCCUGAAAUGAUAUCUGGCAAUAUGACAGCAGCCAUGUGCGUGUAUUCAGGACUGUUUAUGAGGUUUGCAUGGAUGGUGCAACCACGGAACUACUUGCUUCUGGCAUGCCAUGCUUCCAAUGAAUCAGUCCAGCUCUACCAGUUAUCUCGGUGGGCUAGGUCCCAGGGUUAAUACAAAGCGCAACUUCUGUCAGGUACCUGGAGAAGAAAGAGCCAGAGGCUCAGCAGUGAAAGAGUGUAUAGACCUGCAUUUACCUUCUCAGUAAGGGUGAUCUGCCGCUGCAGUUUUGAAUGCUCAAUCUGGGAGAAAAUUCCCAGAAAACCACUUCUAUGCUAUGUAGCGGUACAAAUUCUUUGUUCCUAGUGCUAUGGCGACCCUAUUACAGAAUCACACCUAACUUCUCUUUGUGUU